AUGUUUAAUAUCCUCUGGAGAGUCCUGCCUGAACCAGGAUGUUCAAUAUCCACUGAAGAAAGUCCUGACAAAAUCAGGACUGGAGAGUCAUCCCUGAAUCAGGAUGACCCCGUCAACACCUUCAGGACUCCGUCAACACCCCCGUCAACACCCCCGUCAACACCUUCAGGACCCCGUCAACACCUCCAGGACCCCCGUCAACACCUUCAGGACCCCGUCAACACCUUCAGGACCCCGUCAACACCCCCGUCAACACCUUCAGGACCCCGUCAACACCCCCGUCAACACCUUCAGGACCCCAUCAACACCCCGUCAACACCUUCAGGACCCCGUCAACACCCCCGCCAACACCUUCAGGACCCCGUCAACACCCCCGUCAACACCUUUAGGACCCCGUCAAUACCCCCGUCAACACUUUCAGGACCCCGUCAACACCUUCAGGACCCCGUCAACACCCCCGUCAACACUUUCAGGACCCCGUCAACACCUUCAGGACCCCGUCAAUACCUCCAGGACCCCGUCAACACCUUCAGGACCCCGUCAACACUUUCAGGACCCCGUCAACACCCUGUCAACACCUUCAGGACCCGUCAAUACCUCCAGGACCCCGUCAACACCUUCAGGACCCCGUCAACACUUUCAGGACCCCGUCAACACCCCCGUCAACACCUUCAGGACCCCGUCAACACCCCCGUCAACACCUUCAGGACCCCGUCAACACCCCCGUCAACACCUUCAGGACCCCGUCAACACCCCCGUCAACACCUUCAGGACCCCGUCAACACCCCCGUCAACACCUUCAGGACCCCGUCAACACCCCCGUCAACACUUUCAGGACCCCGUCAACACCCCGUCAACACCUUUAGGACCCCGUCAACACUUUCAGGACCCCGUCAACACCCCGUCAACACCUUCAGGACCCGUCAAUACCUCCAGGACCCCGUCAACACCUUCAGGACCCCGUCAACACCCCGUCAACACCUUCAGGACCCGUCAAUACCUCCAGGACCCCGUCAACACCUUCAGGACCCCGUCAACACCCACGUCAACACCUGCAAGACCCCCCCCUUCCCCACCAAGUCCCCAACUUCUUCAUAA
Procambarus clarkii (red swamp crayfish) is the source of this 1098-nucleotide messenger RNA. RefSeq names its product DNA-directed RNA polymerase II subunit RPB1-like. The record is from RefSeq and is a predicted model, not a curated record. NCBI's taxonomy places the organism in Eukaryota, Metazoa, Arthropoda, Malacostraca, Decapoda, Cambaridae.